AUGGGUGGACUGCUGUGCUACCCUGGAAUAUUGAGGAGGCUGGAAGGUUCUACUUGUAUCCUCUCAACUGAGGUUGACAGCUGUAAAAUUACUCCACACUAUUGUAAAAUCCAAGACUUUGAUGAGUCCUGGUACCAGCAGUUCCACAUUAUUGUGUGUGGCCUUGACUCUGUGGUGGCGCGGCGCUGGAUUAACAGCGUGCUGGUGUCUCUCCUGCAGUACACAGAUGGCGAGCUUGACCAGAGCAGCGUUAUCCCUCUCAUUGAUGGAGGCACAGAAGGCUUCAAAGGCAGCGCCCGCGUCGUGCUGCCCGGCAUGACGGCUUGCAUCGAGUGCACGCUUGAUCUCUUCCCUCCUCAAAUAACAUUCCCUAUGUGCACAAUAGCGCACACUCCGCGUCUGCCGGAGCACUGCAUAGAGUACGUGAAGGUGCUGCUGUGGCCUAAGGACAACCCCUUCGGGGGAGACGAGUGCGCUAUAGACGGCGACGACCCCCAGCACAUUUCAUGGAUUUACGAGCAGUCUUUGAAGCGCGCUGCUGAGUUCAAUAUCACGGGGGUGACGUACCGCCUGACGCAGGGCGUCAUCAAGCACAUCAUCCCGGCGGUGGCGUCCACGAACGCCGUGAUCGCCGCGGCGUGCGCCACAGAGUGCCUCAAGGUCGCCACGCAGGUCGCGCACCACAUGAACAACUACUGCGUCUUCAACGACGCUGACGGCAUCUACACCUAUACUUACGAACACGAGAAAAAGAGCACUUGCUUGGUAUGCAGCCAGGUGCCACAAGAGCUGUCCAUGGCUCCUACAGACUCCUUACAAAAUCUGAUUGACAAAUUGAAAGAUUCUCCGCAGUAUCAAGUAAGUGUUACCGCAUAUACAGAUAAUAUCUCUGUGAAAAAAAUUGAAUUGAAAGCGAAAAUAAAAAAAUCCAACUUGGGCCUGAGCGACGGAGUGCAGCUCGCAGUCGCCGACGUAACGUCGCCAAAUUCGAUCAUUUUUAACCUGCGACUCAGUCUCCCUAUGGACGUGUCAUCACCACUAUCUUAA
Molecule: messenger RNA, 1047 nt
Organism: Hyalella azteca
Lineage: Eukaryota; Metazoa; Arthropoda; Malacostraca; Amphipoda; Hyalellidae
Product: NEDD8-activating enzyme E1 catalytic subunit-like
Exons: 8
Coding region: 1-1047 (348 amino acids)
Biological process (GO): protein neddylation
Cellular component (GO): nucleus; cytoplasm
Molecular function (GO): NEDD8 activating enzyme activity
Source: RefSeq, a predicted model, not a curated record